UUUGUAGAAUAUAAACAAGAUAGAUACAUUAUCUGUUUUAUUGAUAAUUAUAUGUCUUGGUUUCAAACAAUUUAACUAUGCCAUCCUCUCAAAAGGAAUUUUAGCUGUGACUGUUUAAUCCCGCUUUGUAUCUACCCUUUUUGUAGACACAAUUGUAUUUUUAUUAUAGGUUUGUUUAUUUGUUUCUAUUUCUUUAGCUACACUGUAUAAUCAAACGUUUGGUCCUACCUAUAGAGAAUGACUCUAAGAGAUGGCAAUAUUAAAGCUAUUUCUGGCAAAUGUAUUGAGGGAAGAAGUGUAUGUUCUGUUAUCUAAAUGUGUUAAUAUAGUUAAAGUGAUAAUAAAGUUUUCAAAAAAAUACAAGUUGAUUACAAUGCUCUAUAAGGGUCUGGAUUAAAAUCUUAUCACGUUUAUUAUUUUGCUUAUGGUAUUGUUUGUAAAGCAAAGCCAAGUUAUUUCAAUGGUGGAAAGGGAGGGUAACACUUUCAUAAUAGUUCUUACUGAUGAUGUGCACACAUGUUGGUGGGGAGAGUGAGGGAGGGGGAAUGUACUCAGAAUGGGCAUCUUUGGCAAAUAUUGUUCGACAUGAGAGCGCAGAUCGUGAAUCUGUCCUCAACAAGUUUCCCGUUGAGAGUGGAAAAGAUGUCGCACUCAUUAUUGUCAAAGAUCUAAUAAAGAACAUUGGAUUGACGCAGGCUCCAGUGCCCAGUCCCUUGGUCUCCGACAAGGAUGUCCAGUGGUGCAUGGAGGUUAUUUGUUAUGGCCUGAGCCUGCCGUUGGUCGAACAUGAUGCGAUUCGUGACUGCGUCCACAUUUACUGCGACUGGCUCACAGUCCUCCAUCCCUCACCUACAACAAGUGUCCCCAAACCUCUUCUGGAUGAUCCAAACCUCUAUGCAAGGAAAAUUAUCGCUCAUCUGCACAAUCUUUUCAUUCCAAGAAAAGGAGAAGUCUGGCCUUUCCUGUAUUCGGAUCUUGGUGCUGACACAAUUAAAAGACAGGCUGUUUUAUGCCACAGGGUUUUGAGGACCCUGCAGCAAGCAGCACAUUGCUCAACCAUCAUGUCCCAUGAGACUUGGGAAGCACUACUGAUCUUCAUGCUCGCUAUUAAUGAAACUUUACUUGCUACUCCAACUACAAAAGAUGAUGUUGGAGAUCAGCUGUGUGAAAGGGUGCUCUCAGUUUUGUUUGAAGUUUGGCUCAUAGCAUGUGGAAAAAGCUUUCCGUCUCCUCCACUCUGGCGGACCCUCAGGGAAAUGGCAAUGACAUGGAGACAUCGUGGUGCUUUGAUCUCGACUUGGGCAAAAGUCUGCUUGGCGUUGACACACCGUCUCAUUGGGAUCAUGUUCCCACCAAACUUUCCGAAACACCAGUAUUAUGAAAAUGAUAGUUGGACAGUUCCAAAUGACUUGACCGAUGAAACAGUCGCACAGGUCUGGUUUCGUUUGUUGCACACUCUUGGAUCUCCGGUUGAUCUUUGCCGACCACAAGUCAUAUCACAAACACCUAAGUUUCUCCAGUAUGCGAUGGUUCUUGACAUGGACCCCAGUUCGCACCCUUGUCUCACAGUGCUCCCUAUAAAUUUCUUAAUCGCUAUUAAAGGAAUUUCAAAUAUUGUAGAUGCUUUCUUAGGUGUAAUGAGUGAACAGCUAGUUUUGACAGAAGAGGAUCAAAAAAAGGAGAUACCAACACCACCUCCUCAUCGAAGGCCUGCCAAAAGCUUCAGUGUUUCUUCUGUCUCCCAUAAAGGAUCUAAAAGUAGUGCAGCUUUGAUAGGAGUGAGUGGCAGGGCUUUAAGUGCCUCCAGUGCAAGUAGCAGCUCUACUUCAUCUAUAACUACUAUCAGUGGCUCUUGGGACAUUAGCUCUAUCUCAGCACAUAUCCUGGCCCCAGGUAGACCCAAGUGCAACAGCAUCCUUCAUUUGUUCGGUGAGUGGUUAUUCGAAGCUGCACAAACUGGAACAGGCCUGUACGCUAAUCCUAACUUAUCACGGGAAAAUAAUAGCAGACAAAGCGGAUCAUUGAGUUCUGGACAGAAUGACAGCCUUGAAUCGGAGACGAGCAUUUCCCUGAUGACAAGUCGUUAUCAAGCUGGACGUGCCACUGCCUUGGCUUCACUCUGUAGAAUAUUCUGCUCAAAGAAAACAGGCGAACAGAUCUUGCCUGUCUACUAUGCCAGGUUCUACUUAGUUCUGCUCCACGGAUUAAAACUCAAUGAUAAAAGGGAUGUUGAAGAGUCUUUAGUAAGCAUUUUGAUGAACAGCGCUGAUCUACUACGCCUGGAUCUAGAUGGUAUACAAAUUUUGGUGCCUCACAUUCUGCAAUCAUUGGAAAGGGUCCUUCCUGAUAAAGAUCUCACCUUAAAGCCAAGCGUAAACAUGUCAGAAUUUAGAAGGGCUUGCAUUAACAUUCUCCUCUCGAUUUUACCAUUACCUUUGCAUUUUCCCAAUUUGGUUGUCAGAGAACUCAUAAGUACACAUAGUGAUAAACCUCAUCUAACAUUUGGACAACUUAAAUCCAGGGUAAUGAACCUGUUGAUAAAUGCUCUUCAAGUUGAAACAGAUCCACACAAUACACAUUUACUACUUGGUGGUUUACUAGUUAUGGUACAAGAUGCAGCUUCCAUUGAACGACUUAUGGGAGAAAAUCAAUUACCACAACUGACUAGUUACAGCUCAAGCUCAUCAGAUUCUGCUAACAGUUUAUUUGUGAAAGCGACUUAUUUAGUAUGCCAUCGACUGAUUUCAUCAUGGAAAGGUGAUUUGGGUAUAUCUCUAGCUGCAUUGGAGCUCUUGUGUGGCUUAGCCAACUCAGGGAUAAAAGAUAUCGAUCACGUCGAAUGGGAAAGGGGUAUGAAGUGGGUGUGCGACUAUAUUGUUUACCAGUGCUGGAGGCCUCCACAAGCACACAGCAAGGAUUUGCACUCAUCGGUAGUCGCAGCUUUUACAACUGUCUCGGUUUGGAUUAUGGCACAGCCGAGUUUACUUCAAAAUAAGCAGUGUUUACACAAUGUGCUCGAAGUCGUUGAGCUAGGUUUAUCUGGCUCCAAAUCACAAGGAAAAAGAAGGGAUGAACCGAUAAAAAUGAAAGAUGAAAAGGAAUUGAAGCCAGUCUCAAUGAGGGUGAGAGAUGCUGCAGAGUCAUUACUGACCACAAUCCUUGAACAUGCUGGACAUUUCCCAACCAUGUGUGGGCCUGAGUCUAUAUCGACCCUGGUCGAUGAAAACAUCCUUUUGAGACAAUGCUCUACAAAAUCAGCCUCAUCUUUUAAGUACUUUGUUCUACACAACACAAUCCUCAUGGCACUGCUAGAUGACCCUCUAGAAAAUCACGAAGAGCCCCGCCCGGUGGUAAAUGUGAUAUUAAGAGGUGGGUUUGGGCGCCAUGCUUGGAGUUUCCAGCUGAGGCAGCUACCGAGACAUAGAUCUAAUGCUUCUCGUGGUAAAGGCCAGUCAGGGCCUGGGAGGCCAGUAUUUUUAAACACAAACCCACAGGUACAGAGAGUGCAACACAAAUUUUUCCCUGAUAGUAUCAAUAAGAUACCUCGAUGUGCUGUUGAGCACAGUAUUCCUGUCCUGGAUGGUGAUGUGUCUGAAAUAAGUCAUCUUUUAAAACAACAAAAAGAAUUGGAAACAGAGGCUCGUUUAAUGGCUGAAAAUGUGAAAAAGAAUUCCCAAGAAUGCCAUCCACCAAGGGUUUGUGGCGAGUUUCAAACAACUAGACUGUUUCUAUCACAUUUUGGCUUCCUUCACAAACUUGAAGGGGGGAAAUGCUCUUUGUUGGCUUUGGACUCAAAAAAAGAUGGGUUCUUCAAGGAUGUGGAAAUGCUGGACAGAAUGGAACCGCGCACGAGUGAUACUUGUCAUGUUUUUUAUGUGAGAGCUGGGCAAUCUCAUUACCAAGAUAUAUUAGCAAAUGUUGAAUCAAAUUGCCUGGUUUCAAAUAGUUUUCUGCAAGUGCUCAAAACAUUUGGCUCACCAAAGAAAGUUACAGGCUCAAGUCAAGAUGUAGAGGGAGGAAGUGGAGGAGGGUGGUUUUCUGGGCAUAAGCAUGUUCUUUACUGGGCAGACUCUAUGUCACAGGUUACCUUCAUUGUCCCAACUCUGCAGCCCCUACCAAAAGUCCGACACCAGCAAAUAGGAAAUGAAGAUAAGGCAAAAAGGCAGCUGACCACGUAUCCAGUGUUCAUUGUAUGGUUAGAAAAUAUUGAGGAUCAUAUAGAUUUUCCUCUAGAAGAAAUGAUAAAUCACACUGGUUGUGGUCAAGAAGGAUGGUCUUCUCAAAAUUGCACCAUUAUAUUUAUUCAUGCACUACAGAGUGGCUUAUUUAGAAUCAAACUACAACCGUCUACCAAUAGACCGACUGUCGCUACACCGCUUGUUGAUGGUAUAGUCGUUGGUAAAAACAAAGUAGGAGCAUUCAUAAGGCAAACAGCACUAAACAUCUGUCGACGGAAAAGGCUUGACAAUGAAAGCUACCAACCUCCACACACUAGGCGGAGGCUCAAAAUCCAAGAAAUUUCAACAAAAUAUGAACUAAAAGACUCAAGGGCUGGCCUCCUUACAAGUCUUUUUCAGUGAUAUUGACAUUCCAAAGUUAUUCAACUUUUCUUAAAUCAGACUGCACGUGUAAAUAUAUUUUUAACAAUAAAAGAAAUCUGCAUUUCUUUGUGAUAAAAGUUAUUUAUUUGAAUUUUUUUUAAUU
This is a messenger RNA of Cimex lectularius (bed bug), 4704 nucleotides long. Its product is annotated as ral GTPase-activating protein subunit beta. The transcript has 29 exons. NCBI's taxonomy places the organism in Eukaryota, Metazoa, Arthropoda, Insecta, Hemiptera, Cimicidae. Gene Ontology annotation, molecular function: GTPase activator activity. The coding region runs from base 504 to 4580 and encodes 1358 amino acids. Gene Ontology annotation, biological process: regulation of small GTPase mediated signal transduction; activation of GTPase activity. The record is from RefSeq and is a predicted model, not a curated record.